AUGGGGACCAAAGGCGUUCAGCUUUUGGUUGAUUCUUUUCGAAACAACACAACACUCACCCAAAUCAGAUUCGUAAGCAAUGAAAUCGAUGAUGAAGGUGUUCAACUUCUGACCAAUGCUUUGCGAAAUAACACGACACUUAAAAGGCUCAUCUUCGGCGGCGCAGAAAUCGGAAAUAAGUCGGCUGAAGAUAUAGCUAAUAUUAUACGAAAUAACACUGCGCUCACCGAACUUGACCUCUGGAAAAAUGAAAUCGAAAGCGAAGGACGAGCCCAAUGUCUGGCUAAUGCUUUACGCAAUAGCACAACAAUCACAAAUCUCCACCUUCGCGCUAAUCGAGUCGGAGUCAAAGGAGCUCAACAUCUGGUCGAUGCUUUACGAAAUAAUAAGACACUCAUCGAGCUCGAUCUCUCAUACGAUCUACUCGGAGACGAAGCCAUCCAAAGUCUGGCUGAUAUUUUACGGAAUAGCAAUACACUGAUCGAUCUCAACCUCUAUGGAAAUGAAAUUGGAAGCGGAGGGGCCCAACAUCUGGCUGAUGCUUUACGGAACAACAAAACACUCAGCAAACUCAGCCUUUAUGGAUGCAAAAUAGGAAAUGCAGGCGCCCAAUAUAUGGCUGAUGCUUUACGAAUCAACACAACACUCACCGAACUCUCGCUGAAUGACAAUGAAAUCGAUGAAGCUACACGGCAUGUGGUUGACACUUCGAAAAAAAGUGCCGAAUUAGUGAUUGGUUGGUGA
Messenger RNA from Rotaria sp. Silwood2, 744 nucleotides. NCBI's taxonomy places the organism in Eukaryota, Metazoa, Rotifera, Eurotatoria, Philodinida, Philodinidae. The record is from the annotation of a GenBank genome assembly.